This is a messenger RNA of Lentinula edodes (shiitake mushroom), 660 nucleotides long. RefSeq lists its product as uncharacterized. NCBI's taxonomy places the organism in Eukaryota, Fungi, Basidiomycota, Agaricomycetes, Agaricales, Omphalotaceae. The transcript has 2 exons. Bases 1 to 660 code for a protein of 219 amino acids. The record is from RefSeq and is a predicted model, not a curated record.
AUGGAGGUACCUGCCAGGGAUGUGCUGGUGCAGGGUUCCAGUGGUUUGGUUCAGCUGGCAGCUAUUGCCAAAGCAUAUUCUGGUUUGGCUCAGCGAGUUGUUUCCCCUCCCGCUGCUCAAAUGCCUAUAAAGGGUGCAGGAUCUGAUCUCCUUUCUGCCAAUAUGCCUUCCACACCUUGUUCCACCUUGGUACCAUGUGCUUUCACUGCUUACCCCUACCGUGCUGAAAAUCAGCACCUAGUUGCUCGAGUCCGGUUGUGGGAGUCCCAGCAGGAGAAUUUCUCCCUUAUGACUGCUCUUUGGGAUACUUCUCAUGCCCUCGAAUCUUGGCAACAAGAGGUGGAGCAACUGCGGACUUCUAGUCGCAAAGUCUUCCGGGACCUCCUUUCUGGGCUCACAUUCCAUUGGGAGCUCUCACGUGUGAAGCUCACCUCAUCUACUAGUUAUAAUCCCCUGGUUGCAUCCACCUUUAUUGGUUAUCACCCUAGGGACCUCUCUAGACCUCCUAGGAACCCCUUCAAGGGUCAUAUCUCACAAUCAGCACUACUAGGUCACUCCUAUCCUUGGUUGUGGUUCCCGCAGCUCCCUUCAAGCUCUGAUAUUAAAUCCACCCCUAAGACCAAUUCUGACCCAGGUCUUACACCUUCAACACAGUUCUGA